Molecule: messenger RNA, 6717 nt
Organism: Coniosporium apollinis CBS 100218
Lineage: Eukaryota; Fungi; Ascomycota; Dothideomycetes
Exons: 3
Coding region: 1-6717 (2238 amino acids)
Biological process (GO): protein phosphorylation; DNA damage checkpoint signaling; telomere maintenance
Cellular component (GO): nucleus
Molecular function (GO): protein serine/threonine kinase activity; protein binding
Source: RefSeq, a predicted model, not a curated record
AUGAGGAGACAGAAGGAGCUGACCCAACAUGCGGUUACGAACGGACUAAGCGCAAAUGGCAUCCCUCCACCAUCGACCAUCGCAGCUCAGAUCGUCCAACAUCAAUCUAAUGCCAAUGCUCGACGAGAACCGGAGAACAGAGCACUCUUUGGCAAGCUCCUGCAAGAGUACCUCAACGACCCAGCUGCGGAAGAGUCCGACGCGCAUAUCAACGCUAGACUUAUCCAUGUCAUUGCGGAAGCGGGCCUUGAUGUCCUCCAUAAGGAAAACCCUUUCGCACAGGAGCUGCUAGUCCCGCAGGCGAUCAAGAGCAUCGCCGUGAUUACCCUCGUCAUUCAACGGUAUCCCAAGAUACUGCUCUUUGUCGAACCUGCCGGCAACCACGGGACGGCUCGAAGCCGCAGCUGCGUCUCAAACACCGUUGAGGAGUACCUCCAUUCCGCGAUCUUUGAGGUCGUGCAUGACGAGCGAAGCUUUGGUGAGCUCACGAAGGAGCUACAGGUAAUCCUAUGCUUGUGGAUUAUGCCCGCCAUCGAUAUGGACCGAUUGUCAGACUCAGCCCGCUCACUCUGCACGGUGCUUGCUUCUCAAAGCAGUCUUCCGAUUGAUGAUGCUGCUCUGGCAAAUGAUGCAUCUGCCGUGUUCAGCCACACGCUAGUAUCACCGCAAGAUCAAGAGAGGCCGGCUAAACGGCAGAGGACCGUUGGAAGUAACCUGAGCCAACCUUCUGCACAGGGUUCCUACAAGUCCAAGCUCGCCGAGCUUUGCCAGCUCUUCAAGAGGCAGUCGACAGAUGACUUGACCGGGUUGCAUCAAGAAGCACUCCAGCAUUACUCUGAGUUGGCCGAGAAAGAGCAGUGCGAAGAGCAGUGCAAAGCUUUGACUAUCAUAGGCUACUUGCCCUGUGGUGGUAGUGGUAGUCUGCAGCGUACCCACAGUAGCAUUGGAACAGUUGCCGAGAAGAACUGCACCGUGUGCGAUUGCCUGCCUGGAGCCCCAGUUGACCGACCAGCCUUGACUUGGGACGGUGGGUCCAAUGUACGAGACUGGAAUGAGAUCAUGUUGCUUCUAUCUGAGAUUAUGAAGUCAACAGACUUUCAGCGGUCUAAGAAGCCUAGAAUCCUCGCUACGAUAGCGAUCCGUAGAAUCAUCAACCAUACAUCGAAUCCGGAAAUGCUCGACUUGGCCAACUCCCAGUUGGGACAAUGGUGUUUAAGGUCCUUCCAUAGCUCGUUGAGAGAACUGCGCAUUGCCGCCGGCCGCGCCCUGACGGCUUUCCUCCGGAACGAAGUCCAAGACGACGUCCGACGACAGAACCGCAUCUUCGCGCUUGAGUUCCUGAAAACUCUAUCGGAAAUGAAUCAGGUCGUUAGCCAAGAAGCUUUGGUACUCGCAUACGCCCAGGUAGCUCUCGCUUGUGGGCAUGAGGAGCUGAACAUCGUGCUGCUCAGCCUAGUUGAAUACCUUGGCCAUACGAACUCACUCAUAAGCGGCGUAGCCUUCAACCAGUUGUGUCACAUCUCAGCGGUCUUAGGCUGCCAACCUGCCGACUUGCUCAAGCCUUUCUGGCGCAGCGUCGGAAUAACAGUAGUCAAAGACCUUAAUACCCGGCCACAGAAAGCUCAAGAGUUGUCCGAUUUCCUCGAAGUGAGCGUUACACAGCUACUGCUCCUAACGCAAACUGAUACUUUGCCAUACCUUGUUCUUACGAAGAAACACGAUGUUCUGCAAAGGAUAGCGUCUGCCAGAGGCCCGGCUACCUCUGUGCAAGACAUAUGCACCCAACCUCGCAAAAACCUCGCAGCGAUUGUGGCGCUCCUUUUGCUGCAGUCAUCACCAGACAGCGAGAGGUAUACAAUGGACUUGCUGUGCGAGGCUGCUCCGGGCUUGAAGGACGACUUAUCAGGUUUGAUUGAGCUCGAGCCUGUACUCAUAGCUUGCGAAAUCCUCAAAGCUGCGGACGAAGAAGACACAUCGAAGAAGUCUCGGGUCCGCCAGGCUAUACAAACAUUGGCAACAAUCUCCGAACGGAAGAACGGACAAUCGAAAGCCGCCUCGAAGCAGUCUCGAUUAGUGUCGACCUUCUUUGAGAGUCAUAUCCUGGGCAUGAUGGCUCAUUUUUCGGAGGUAAUCGAUAAUUCUCGCGAACCUCAUCCAGCUUCCGAGAGAGUGCGAUGUUUACGCGCUAUUGAAGCCAUGACCGCCUUGGCGAAGACGCAUGUUAGUGUCGCCCUACCCCAGAUCCGGACUUGCCUCCAGUCUGCAAUGGAAGAUGAUAAGCUACGCUAUGCAGCAUUCUCCGCUUGGGUCGCGCUCAUGAGCGUUGCUGAGGAAGAGGACGUUGACGCCCUGAUCGACCAUACUUUUGCCAUGAUUGCACAGCAUUGGUCCUCUCUGAACGCCGCUAUGCAGCGUAAAACUUACGACAUGUUGUCGAACCUACUCAAGGCUCACAAUGUGUUCUUCCAGGAGCGCAUUGGCACCUUGCCUCUGCUGCCAGAUGUACCACUGCUGUCAAAGCACCGCGCGGAGAUUGCACGACUUAAAGCGCUUAUGGAUCCCGCGACGAUCUUCUCUGCGUUCAGUCAGCGGUGUGAGGAUGAGAGCUCAGCAGUAGUGGAACAAGCUCUCCGGGAACUCGUUCCAUUCCUUGUUGACAACCAACGCUUCAUUCACGAAACCAGCGUGAGUCAGCAGCCAAAUCCAGUUGUAGCCCAACUGCUACGCUCUUUGCUUGAUGCCGUUGUCAGGUUCAACGAGAAUCACUCAGCAAUUAUCGACCUCUGCUCGCAAUGCCUAGGCCUUGUGGGUUGCUUGAACCCCUACAGAGUGGAGGCUGCGAGAGAGAAGCAGGAUACACUUGUUCUUUCGAACUUCGAACGGGCUGAUGAAAUUAUCGACUUCUCAGCCGUUCUUCUGCCCCAUGUACUGGUUCCUGCCUUUCGUUCUGCGAGCAAUGCUAAGUCGCAGGGCUUUCUGGCAUAUACCAUGCAGGAAAUGCUCAAAUACUGUGGGUAUGGCAUAGUUGCAACACAACGAACUCGAAGCUCUCAAGCCAGCUCCUUACCCCAUCAGCGUUGGCUGGAAAUGCCAGAGGCUGUCCGCAGCACGCUGACGCCCUUCCUCUCUUCAAGAUACAUGGUCACAAACAACAAUCAGCUCGAGUAUGUUGUGCAGAAAUUCCCCAUCUUCAAUGCCGAGAUGAGCCAUGGCAGCUGGCUACGGACAUUCGUCUAUGAUUUGCUGCAGAGAGGAAAAGGUCACAACGCGCAGAGAAUCUUUUCCGUCCUUGCACGAGUCAUCAAAGGCUACGAUCUGUCCAUAGCCAGCUUCAUGCUUCCCUUUGCAGCCGCCAAUGUCAUUCUUGGCGGCGACAACGACGAAGCGUUGGGUGUUAGGCUAGAACUGCUGAUUGUUUUAAAGCAAGAAAUGAACGGGACGGCAUUUGAGACCGAGACCAUCCGCCAGUGCAGCGAGAGCGUCUUCCGAGUCCUCGAUUACCUCUCCAGGUGGCUACAAGAAAAGCGCGGUACCUUCAACGAUUCGAAGUCUUCCAGCGGUCGACGUAGUGAACCCACUUCAGAUUCAGAUGACAUCUGCGAUACCGCGCAGAUCAGCCGCGUUGAGCUAGUACUACAAGGGAUUCCAGCAGAAGUCAUUUCGCAUCGCGCUGUCGAGUGCCGGUCUUAUGCUCGGGCUCUUUUCCACUGGGAGCAGUAUAUCCGCCAGGAACGUGAGAAGACACCGGCCACACAACGGCAGCAGAAAGACGAAGCAUUGUAUCAGUAUCUCCAAGACAUCUACGCUCAGAUAGAAGAGCCCGACGGCAUUGAGGGUAUCUCCGCACACUUGCACGUUCUUGGACCGGAACAGCAGGUACUAGAGCAUCAGAAAGCCGGACGUUGGGCCGCCGCGCAGAGCUGGUAUGAGCUUGAGCUUGCUGAAAAGCCUGAUGAUGCAGAAAUUCAGGUCAACCUCCUUACGUGCUUGAAAGAAGCUGGUCAGUACGACGUCUUGUUACGAUAUGCCAACAACUUCCGGGCAGGUUCUGCAAGCAAUCUGCCACAGUUACUACCAUUCGCUUCGGAAGCCUCGUGGGUUACCGACAAAUGGCGUUUCCUCGAAGAUGCCAUCGAUGCAGGUUCUGCCUGGCCAUCGGAGCACUUCAACGUCGGUGUUGGGACAGCUUUACUAGCCCUUCGUCAAAACAAGCAUGACGAUUUCCUCUCAACGAUAAGUGCUCUUCGCCAGAAGGUGGCACGGAAUCUUUCGCCAUCAACAACGUCGUCUGUACAGGCAUGUCAUGACCAGCUACUCAAGCUGCACGCACUCUACGAGAUGGAGGCUAUCAGUGGACUCCCCUCACCUUUGAGGAUGGACCGAGAGGUCAUGCUUGGCACGCUCGACAGGCGGCUAGAAGCGUUAGGUACCUACACCUCUGAUAAGCAGUAUCUCCUCGGCAUUCGGCGUGCCACGAUGCAGCAUUCAAGCCUGGAGUUCAGUAAAAUGGACCUAGCGUCGUCGUGGCUGACGACUUCAAAGUUAGCACGUAAGUCGGACAUCAUCAACACAGCUCAUAAUGCCGUAUUACACGCAACGCAACUUGGCGAUGAUGCCGCCAGAAUUGAGCACGCUCGACUCCUUUGGAAAGAAGGCCACCAUAGGAAAGCAAUACAAAGCCUCGAGGGAGCCAUCGCUGCGAAUGCUUUCCAAUCCCACGAUCUUGGAUCCGUUACGGAAAGUAUGAGUACGUCCGGAGACAAAGAGAAGUUCCAGAACUUCCUGGCUGCCCGAGCACAUGUACUGCUGGCCAAGUGGCUUGAUGCAUCCGGCCAAACACCAUCUGCAACAAUCAUCCGCAAGUACCAGCUCGCCGUGCAGACGCACUCCAGAUGGGAGAAAGGCCACUACUACCUUGGCAAGCACUAUAACAAGCUCCUGCAAUCGGAGAAGGCAAUGCCUCGAGGCAAGCAGAACAUCAGUUUCCGUUCAGGCGAAACAGCCAAGCUAGUGGUUGACAAUUUCAUCAGAUCGAUGUGCUUCGGGGCGAAAUACUACUAUCAAACCAUUCCGCGAUUGCUAACUGUAUGGCUCGAUCUCGGAAUGGAUGUACAUCAAGCUACUCAACAUCCCGUGUCCGCUGAGGCAGACAUUGUAGCCAUGCAAAUCAGGAACCUCGAUGCAAUGCAUCGGCAGAUACGUAAAUAUGCCGAGCGACUGCCAGGGUACAUAUUCUACACGGCGUUUCCCCAAAUCAUCACACGCAUCAGUCAUCCAAACGCAAAAGUGUGGGAAGUCUUGUUCUCAAUUAUCAUCAAGGUCGCGUCGGCGCACCCUCAACAGGCGCUUUGGUACAUCCUUGCCGUGGUGAAGUCUUCUGCUGCAGAUCGAUCAAGUCGAGGACUUUCCGUGCUCAACAAACUGAAGAAGAACAAGGCGGAGGGCUCCGCUUUCGACAUGAGGGCCAUGAUCACACAUGGCCAAAAGCUAUCAGAUCAGCUUCUGCGCGCCUGCGAAGCUGUAGUCGAUGGAAGAUCAAGUCAUGUGAGCCUAUCCAGAGACCUUGGUUUCAACCACAAGCUUGCUCCAUGCCCGCUUGUAGUGCCGAUAGAGGCGACAAUGACUGCGACUCUCCCGACCGUACACGACAGCCCGCACGUCCGGCAACACAAGGCCUUCUCUGGUGGCAACAUUACGAUAUCUUCCUUCUCGGACGACGUUCUUGUCUUGACCUCCCUGCAACGGCCUCGUAAACUCGUAGUCCGGGGCUCGGAUGGGAACAGCUAUGGACUCCUGUGCAAGCCAAAGGAUGAUCUCCGUAAGGAUCAGCGUCUCAUGGAGUUCAAUGCCAUGAUCAACCGAGGUCUGCAGAAAGACGUCGAGGCGAGCAAGCGGCGGCUCUAUAUCAAGACCUACGGCGUCACGCCGCUCAAUGAAGAGUGCGGAACCAUCGAAUGGGUCGACAACCUCAAGCCGAUGCGUGAUAUCAUCAUCAAACUCUACAAGCAGAAGAGCGUGGCAAUCGACUACAACCGCAUCAGGACGCUGCUUAACGAAUCAAUCGCUGCUCCAGAGAACAUCUCUAUCUUCACAGACACCAUUCUCAAGCUCUUCUUCCCCGUGCUGUACGAGUGGUUCAUCGAGACCUUCCCGGAGCCAGACGACUGGUUCAAAGCACGCCUCCGUUACACACGCUCCUGCGCCGUCAUGUCCAUCGUCGGCCACGUGCUCGGCCUCGGUGAUCGCCACGGCGAGAAUCUCCUCCUGGAAGAGGGGACAGGCGGCAUCCUGCACGUUGACUUCAACUGCCUCUUCGACAAGGGCCUGACGUUCGAGAAGCCCGAGGUUGUCCCCUUCCGGCUAACGCACAAUAUGGUCGAUGCGAUGGGCGCGUACGGCUACGAGGGACCCUUCCGCACGGCUGCGGAGCUCACGCUGGGGAUUCUGAGACAGAAUGAGGAUACGCUGAUGACAAUUCUGGAGACGUUUGUGUAUGACCCGACAACGGACUUUAUCGGCAAGAAGAAGCGGCCGACGCCUGGUGUGCCGGAUACUCCGCAGGAGGUGCUGGAGAGCGUGAGGGGGAAGCUGGCGGGCCUAUUAAGAGGGGAGAGCGUGCCGUUAAGCGUGGAGGGGUAUGUGGAGGCGCUGAUACAGAUGGCGAGGGAUCCGAAGAACCUGGCGUCUAUGUAUAUUGGGUGGUGUGCUUUCUUUUGA